AUGUUCCAACACGAAUGUGUGUAUCAUGUGUGUGUACACACCUUUUGGGUUUGCCUUAUACAUUCCCAGAGAGAGAGCGAGAGAGAGAGAGUUCCUAUUGCCACAAAGAGAGAGAGUUCCUACUUCUUGAUUGAUUUAAAUGGGAACACUCAAUAUAUCAGCAGCUCAUUCAGUUAGGGUGCGUGUUUUAAUUCCGAUUCUUACCACAUCUAGACGCUCUUUCUUCAAACCUCCCAUAACCCCAACCUUCAAACCCAUGUUCGCCGCUAAAGUGCAUGCUUCUUCAACAGCCUUCAUUGAAACCAAGCCGGUUUCUGUAAUAGAGGAGAAGGAGGUCAACAACCACAAAAACAUGUUGGCUUGUCCCAUUUGUUAUGACCCAAUGAUUUGGAAUAGUGAUCCAGGACUAUCUAUGGAUUCUACACCUCAGUCUAGUUUACAAUGCAACACCUGUAAGAAGGCUUACUUUGGCAAUGCCACUCAUCUUGACUUAACGGUAUCUAGUGGGGCCAAGGAGUAUGGUGAAUAUAGGCCCUUAUCCACAGAGUUAUUCAGGCUUCCUUUGGUAUCAUUUCUCUAUGAGAGGGGCUGGCGACAAAGUUUUUCUACAUUGGCUGGUUUUCCAGGCCUGGAGAGAGAGUUUGAAAUGAUUAAAGAUUUCAUUAAGCCAGUCUUAGGUGGAAACAUUGUUGAUGCCAGCUGUGGUAGUGGGUUGUUUUCUAGACUUUUUGCCAAGAGUGGAUUAUUUUCUCUCGUCAUUGCUUUGGACUUCUCAGAGACCAUGCUGAAGCAGUGCUAUGAAUUUAUAGAGCAAGAGGAGAACUUUCCAAGAGAGAACUUAUGCUUGGUUAGAGCAGACAUCUCUAGACUACCAUUCGCUUCAAGUUCCGUAGAUGCUGUCCAUGCCGGUGCUGCUUUGCACUGUUGGCCUUCACCAUCAGCAGCUGUAGCUGAAAUUAGUCGAGUUCUUCGACCUGGAGGAGUGUUUGUUGCUACUACCUUCAUACUGGAUGGUCCUUUUGGACUGCUCCCCUUAUUGAGGCCUCUGCGCGGGAAUAUAGGGCAAAUUGCAGGCAACCACAUCUUCUUAGCUGAUGGUGAACUCGAAGAACUCUGCAGAGCCUGUGGGCUUGUGGGUUUCACAUGUGUGAGAAAUAGGAGAUUUGUGAUGAUCUCUGCCAGGAAACCUAGCUAAAUAUUCAUUUCUGUGUCGAUACCGAACUUGCUUCUCAAUCUGUUUUAUAAACAAGCACAUUUGGUUUUCUGUUAUGGUGGCUUUGUCAUCAAAGCUUGUAUUUGUUAUUACUUGGGCGACUGUAAAAUUGUGAAGGGGUUAUGCCAUGCUAAUAAAUUAAAACAUUUGUGAUGAAUUAAUUUGAAGAAAAAUCUAAAAUGUCACUGAAAUGUUAAAAAGAGGGGGAAAAGCUCGUGUAUUGCAGCUCUUUUGACAAUGUUAAGAGGAGUCUUCUCCAAGGGUUCCAACUGAAUGAAAGAAAUUUACAAGUUUUUGGUUUGGGUUCAA
Molecule: messenger RNA, 1522 nt
Organism: Cornus florida
Lineage: Eukaryota; Viridiplantae; Streptophyta; Magnoliopsida; Cornales; Cornaceae
Exons: 8
Coding region: 140-1195 (351 amino acids)
Molecular function (GO): S-adenosylmethionine-dependent methyltransferase activity
Source: RefSeq, a predicted model, not a curated record